AUGUCUCUCCCUCCUCUCUCUCCCAGGGUUCUCGCCCGCAGCCUCCGUGGCACGGUGUCCGGACUGCGCAGGUCGUUCGCGACGCCCACCUCCCUUCCCGAGAAGGACUGCACGUCCAUUACGCCUCCAUACCCCAAGCUGCUCAAGAACCUUGCCACCGUCCGCGAUAUCCUCGGGAACCGGCCCCUGACUCUGGCGGAGAAGAUCCUCUACAGCCACAUCCACGACCCGGAGCGCACCGUCGCGAAUGGCAUCAGCCGCGGGGAGACCUACCUGCAGCUCAGCCCGGAGCGCGUCGCGAUGCAGGACGCGUCGGCGCAGAUGGCACUGCUGCAGUUUAUGAGUGCGGGGAUGUCAAGAUGUGCGGUGCCCGCGAGCAUCCACUGUGACCAUCUCAUACAGGCCUCGGAGGGUGCUGAGAAGGAUUUGGAGCGGUCAAUUGUCACGAACCAAGAGGUCUUUGACUUCCUUGAGAGCGCGGCGCGCAAGUACGGCAUCGAGUUCUGGAAACCAGGCUCGGGCAUUAUCCACCAGAUUGUACUGGAGAACUACGCUGCGCCGGGUAUGCUCAUGUGCGUAUUUGCAGAUUCUCAUACGCCGAACGCCGGUGGACUGGGAAUGCUUGCAAUUGGCGUGGGCGGCGCGGAUGCUGUCGACGCCCUGACCGGCACCCCCUGGGAGUUGAAGGCCCCCAAGAUCAUUGGUGUGCGGCUUACGGGAGAGAUGAAUGGAUGGGCUACGCCCAAGGACCUCAUCCUUCAUUUGGCUGGCAAGCUCACAGUUAGGGGCGGCACUGGAUCCAUUUUGGAGUACUUCGGUCCUGGAGUGGCCAGCCAAUCGUGCACAGGUUUGGCUACCGUGGCCAAUAUGGGUGCCGAGGUUGGCGCGACGACUUCUACAUUCCCUUAUUCCCAGCGCAUGCGUUCAUACCUCCAAGCUACCGGUCGCGCACCUGUCGCACAAGCAGUGGACCAAGCAGCAGCCCACGGUUACUUGGCUGCUGACCAGGGUGCCGAAUACGAUGAGGUUAUCGAAGUUAACCUGUCUGAACUGGAGCCCACCAUCAAUGGACCUUUCACUCCUGAUCUUGCCACUCCGCUGUCUAAGUUCGGUUCUUUCGUGAAGGACCAAGGCUGGAAGGACGAACUUUCUGCCGCCCUCAUCGGAUCAUGCACAAACAGUUCGUACGAAGACAUGACCAGUGUUGCGGAUCUUGCUAGACAAGCUAAACAAGCCGGGCUGAAGACGCAAAUCCCCUUCCUUUGCACACCCGGUUCCGAGCAAAUCCGUGCGACGAUCGAGCGUGACCAAAUCACCAGUCAGCUCGAGGACGUCGGAGCGACCGUUCUGGCCAACGCGUGUGGGCCUUGUAUCGGCCAAUGGAAGCGUGAAGACAAGCAGGGCGAAGAGAAUGCCAUUCUCACAUCCUUCAACCGCAACUUCAAGUCCCGUAAUGAUGGCAACCGGCUGACGAUGAACUUCCUGGCUUCACCGACGGUCGUCACCGCGAUGGCAUUCUCCGGCAAGCUCUCGUUCAAUCCUAUGACGGACUUCAUCCCUCUCCCCAAUGGUCAAGCUUUCCGUUUCUCACCCCCGCAUGGACAGGAUUUGCCCGAGGCAGGCUUCACUCCCGGAGAGACGCGCUACUACCCGACGCCGACGCCUGAGCCCCAGCCUGAGACCGAAGUCGUGAUCCGUCCUGAUUCGCAGCGGCUGGAGAUUCUCGAGCCGUUCUCGAGCCACUUUGGCGAAGGCUCUGGGAACGCACGUGAACUGGAGCUCCCUGCUCUCAAGGUGCUGAUGCGUGUGCGGGGCAAGUGCACCACGGAUCACAUCUCUGCUGCCGGCCCAUGGCUCAAGUACAAAGGCCAUCUCACUAACAUCUCCGAGAAUCUCCUUAUCACGGCUGUAAAUGAUGAGGGGGGCGAGGUUAACAUUGCUUUCGACCACGAUCAUUCUCCUUCUGAAUCCGAGACUGCUACUAUCCCUGCGGUGGCUAAGCGUUUCAAGGCGCGUCAGCAACCUUGGGCUCUCGUUGUCGACGACAAUUAUGGCGAAGGCAGUGCCCGCGAGCAUGCCGCCCUCCAACCCCGGUUCUAUGGUUGCGCUAUGAUCGUCGCACGCUCUUUCGCCCGCAUCCACGAGACCAACCUGAAGAAACAAGGCGUUCUCCCUCUCUGGUUCGCCGACAAGGCAGACUACGACCGUAUCGGCUCUGGUGACGUGGUUGAAACCGUUGGCUUUUCGGACCUCCUCGAGGGCAUGCCGGACGCGAACAUUCGCCUACGUGUGACUCGCAAGGGCGGUGAAACUUUCGAGGUGCUGGUGAAGCACACGAUGUCCACCGACCAGCUCAAGUGGCUCCGCGCGGGCUCUGCACUCAACUAUAUUCGCUCGCAAAUCGCGGCGGGUGCUCAGUGA
Molecule: messenger RNA, 2421 nt
Organism: Epithele typhae
Lineage: Eukaryota; Fungi; Basidiomycota; Agaricomycetes; Polyporales; Epitheliaceae
Product: aconitate hydratase
Exons: 14
Coding region: 1-2421 (806 amino acids)
Biological process (GO): tricarboxylic acid cycle
Cellular component (GO): cytosol; mitochondrion
Molecular function (GO): aconitate hydratase activity; 4 iron, 4 sulfur cluster binding
Source: RefSeq, a predicted model, not a curated record